Molecule: messenger RNA, 714 nt
Organism: Trichosporon asahii var. asahii CBS 2479
Lineage: Eukaryota; Fungi; Basidiomycota; Tremellomycetes; Trichosporonales; Trichosporonaceae
Exons: 5
Coding region: 1-714 (237 amino acids)
Source: RefSeq, a predicted model, not a curated record
AUGGGCCUUCCUCACAGCGCACACGCCGCCGUCGUGCUCUUCAUGACAUUGACCGGGUUCAUUCUGAGCAUCUUGAUCGUCUUCUCCGGCCCAUUCGUCCCAGGCAUCUGGUUUGUGAGGACCGAAUCAGCGGGGCAAUUCACAACCUUUGGUGUGUACGGCACUUGCAACGAAACAGCUUGUACCAGACGCAGAGGCGGCUAUGAAGUGUCAGGGGAGGCCGUGGCAAACCGGGCCAUGACGGGGCCCAUGGUCAUGCCUGGGCUUCAUAGCCGUGCUACUCUCCAUACCGCUGGUAUUGGCGAAAGACGUGCCGGCAGCGCGUCCGGCCGUGAACCCUCUUAUUCACCGCGCCGUGAUGGUGGGUACUCGCGGUCGUUGGUGACACGCUCACUCGUCAAGGCCCCAGUGGUCCUUAUCGGUUUCACAACAUGGAUCAUCUCCGUUGUCGGCUGGAGCAUAGUAUUGCGAGCCUCGCACAUCGAGGGUGGCUCGGGAAAACUUGGGCCCGCAAUCUGGAUGGGACUGGCUUCUGUUCUCGCGUCGUUGAUUGCAAUGGUGCUCGGAGUUCCCACUGACGCCGGACCUGGCACCGUCGAUAUGAACCCUCCUUCGAUGCUACAGCCCGAAGCAGGGAGAAUGGCUGGGGCAGCGCUCGCACCCCGCGACGGGUACUGGCACUACAAGCACACGACCCGUAUCGUCGAGGAGUAA